UGGAGCAAGGUGAACGUGGAUGAAGUUGGUGGUGAGGCCCUGGGCAGGCUGCUGGUUGUCUACCCCUGGACUCAGAGGUUCUUUGACUCCUUUGGGGACCUGUCCUCUCCUAAUGCUAUUAUGAGCAACCCCAAGGUCAAGGCCCAUGGCAAGAAGGUGCUGAAUUCCUUUAGUGAUGGCCUGAAGAAUCUGGACAACCUCAAGGGCACCUUUGCUAAGCUCAGUGAGCUGCACUGUGACCAGCUGCAUGUGGAUCCUGAGAACUUCAAG
Molecule: messenger RNA, 270 nt
Organism: Neomonachus schauinslandi (Hawaiian monk seal)
Lineage: Eukaryota; Metazoa; Chordata; Mammalia; Carnivora; Phocidae
Product: hemoglobin subunit beta-like
Exons: 2
Biological process (GO): hydrogen peroxide catabolic process; oxygen transport
Cellular component (GO): blood microparticle; hemoglobin complex; haptoglobin-hemoglobin complex
Molecular function (GO): oxygen carrier activity; hemoglobin alpha binding; heme binding
Source: RefSeq, a predicted model, not a curated record